UCCUCAUCCUCAUCCUCAUUCCCCGACUUUCUCAGCUCAAAAGUUCCCACUAUCUGCCAACUGGCGAAUAAAAUAUCUUUCACCAAUUGACCUUUCUUGUUCGCAUUGUAAAAGGCUACCCACUCUGGUUCUAGAGCCUCCAAUGUUCCCCAACCGCCCAGGGGUCGACAAGAAGGCCGCUCUGGUUGCUCAGGCCAAGGCUGAGCGACUUGCUCGAAGCGGACAGAAAAAGAUCGAGGAGCAGAAUGCGUUACAGGAACGGUCUUCCUUGCGAAUACAAAAGUUCUGGCGUAGGUUGCGCGCUCGCCAUGUCGUCAAGGACCGACAGCGUACGGAUUGGGAUGUCAUGGCGGCCCAGUUACCGUCCACACCCACCCUUGGUCUUGUUCGCAACCUACAGCUGACGUUCCUUUUGCUGAGGUUCUACGACCCUGUUGCAUGUCCCAUGGAUAGUCGGCGUCUUUCGACCCUGUGCAAGUUGCUGCUGUCCAAGACUAUCAUUGCAGCAGACGAGGGCAGCUUUUCGACAACAGCGGCCAAUAUAACGUCCAACGGAUCAUCCUCUUCACCUUCACCUACACCACCAGCACCUUCGGCGGCAGGAGCGGCGGCGUCCGCUACAAAAGAAGAUCAAAAGCCGUUGAUGCAGGUUCCCUUCCAGAUGAUAUUACUUCAUGCUCGAUAUGCGGAUCUCGCCACCACCGCCGUACAAUGUCUCCUGCAGCUGUGUAUUGGAGCAGUGAUGGGAAACCGAGUCGACGCCAGCGGUAAACCGUCUCCGGCCAUAAGCACCAUCAAAAGCGCAUUGGAGGACGACCUAUAUCUCUCUGGGCCAGAGUUGCGUUUUUUGAUGGCUUUUGUGGACACCAACACGUAUCGACUUCCUGAGACCGUCAGCCUCGCCAUUAGGACCCAGAUGUCGGACAGAGGAACCGCCCUUAUUAUCAGGAUACUCAACAGCGGAAAGUUUUACAAGGACGUCAGACUUGGCGUUGCGCCACGAGUGAAAGCUAUGCUUCUGCUUCAGGAUCGUGCCAAAAAGACGUCUCUCACGUCCGCAGAGACUUCGAAACAAAAGGCUCUGUCGCUCUGGAUGACGGCUAUUUGGAGAUGCUGCCUGUUACUUCAGUCUGUGGACAAGGACUUUAAAGAGAAGCUAUCCACUCCAUCCAGAGGGAACCAGCACAAGGAUAAUCUCAUCAACCUAUACAGCGACGACUCGACGGCAGUAGGAAUUGCCUGUUAUAUCUUAACGAUACCAUUAUUUGUCGAUACCCUGGACGACCUUUGCUUGCAACUGGCGUGGAACAGUCAUGUCCUGCGAGCGACAUCAGAUGCGAUCCUGGACCUUCGUCACCAACAGUUCAUGCUUACAACCAUGUCUUUGAACGACACCCUGUCACUUCUCGCCAACAUGACGCGGCUGUAUCGAGUCAACAUGACCAAGAAUACUGAAGCGGUUAAUGCUGAAUUGAAAAACCAACUGGUCGAGGUGGCCAUCGUUCUCUUGACACACUGUCAGAAGUACGUCUCUGCCACACAAACCACAGAGUUUCGACAAUACCACCCCAUCUUUUCUUGGACAGUUACCUCUCAAAAGAGCCAGCAAUUCUCAGAUACACAAGCUAAGUCGUUGAUGGUGCAGCUGGAAUAUCUUUGGAGCCGUGAGUUUGCCCUCGACACAUUCCACGCUCUGCUCAACCUUCGCCUUCCUCCCAUCAGUGCUGAUCCGCCUCCCGGGAGCGUAUUCAACAAUCGCGACACCCAGUCACCCGCGGCAGGUCGCCAGGGACGUUUCUCGUCGCCGCUAGAGAGGAUCAACAACAGCCUCAGCAGCAGACCCUCGGACCCGCAGAGAACUUUACUUGCGAUCGAAAUCCAGCAGGCAUGCUCGUUUUACAUGAUCCUGAUGAAGACGUUCGACGCUCAAAAGACCAAGAUCCUGGUCACACUCAUGUAUCUUCCAUCGUUUCUAUCUCAGCUGUGGCGAUUCAUGACGACCCUAGGACCCAAGGGUGGGAUGUACAUUUACCUUGAGGCAGCUGCGGGCAGUGGACGCAAGGGACUCCACCAGGAACCGUUGAUCGCUAUCCUGCAAAUCUUUUGCGAGUGCUGUGCGCGAUAUUUCAUCACAUUGGAUGACGACGACAUGUAUGAGCAACAACGGACAUGGGAACUAUCAGAGUUGGUGUUCAUGUCGGGAUUCUUAAAUCAGUUUUGUUUUUCGAUCUUGAGCCAGCAGGAGGACAUGGUAGUUAGUCUGGGUUCCAAAGAAACUGCCGCAGUGACAGCUGGAUCUGCACCGCCAGAACUCCCAUCUUUGCCACCUCUACCACCUAUCUUUUACCAUGCACGUCAGGUCCUCAUGCAGCUAUAUGAGAGGGACUGUCGACGGGCGUACUGUCCACCAAACCACUGGCUUCUCAUGCACCCUACGAAGGGUGUUUUUCACUCGCCUCUACAGCUUUUGGCCUCGCUCACGCUGUCAAAUAAAGACCGGUCCAGCAGCCACGGUUCUACCAAGUCAUCGACCACAAAAGGCGGUGGGCUUUUUUCCUUCUCAUCCAAUAAAUCGCCACCCCAGUACGCGACACCCAAGGAGUUCAUCAGCAAAGUCAGCCAGAAGGACAGGACCGCGCUACAGAUUCUCGAAACGAUGCCGCACGUUAUCCCGUUUAGUGCCCGUCUCGAGAUCUUUCGAGAUUUCAUCAAGGAGGAAAAGUUACAACGGGCCCAAAGUCUGGCGUUGGUGCGCCCAGAUCUGCAUCAGUCAGUCAUGGUCAGGGUCCGACGUGGAUAUGUGCUCGAGGACGGGUACCAGAGUCUGGGUCGGAUCUCAGCGAAUGCAUGGAAGAACACGAUCCGAGUGAAAUUCGUGAACGAAGGGGGCGCAGCUGAGGCUGGAAUCGACCAAGGAGGACCCUUCAAGGAGUUUAUGGAAAGCUUCCUCGAGACCGGGUUCUCGCCGAACCUGAAUCUGUUCACGACCUCGACUGCGUCUAUGAAUAUGUUAUAUCCAUCACCAACAUCUCACUUCACACACCCGACAACAGGACUGGAGCUAUUUCGACUGUUUGGAAAGAUGCUGGGCAAGGCUAUGUAUGAGGGGCUGCUGAUCGAGGUCAAGUUUGCCAACUUUUUCCUGAGCAAGAUCCUAGGUCGAACUGUUUUCUUGGACGAGAUGCGAUCGUACGACCAACAGGUCUUCCAGAAUCUGAUGUUUCUGAAGAAGUAUGAAGGGGAUGUGGAGGAUCUGGGGCUAACGUUUUCGUUGGACGAAGAGAUCUUUGGGACCCACCGAACCAUCGAGUUUAUGAGGGGGGGCAAGGAUAUUGCAGUGACCAAGGACAACAGAAUCAAUUACAUAUUCAAGAUGUCCGACUAUCGUCUCAACAAGCAGAUCCAGGAACAAUCCAAAGCGUUUAUUGAAGGAUUCCGAUCGAUCAUUCCGCUGCACUGGAUCUCCAUGUUUUCUCCGCAGGAGCUACAUCGCGUUAUGGCGGGCGAAGAUGUCGACUUUGAUGUACAAGAUCUUCGAGCGCACACAGAGUACCAGAACGGAUAUUUUGAUCAGCAUCCAGUGAUCCGUAAUCUGUGGUCUGCCCUGAACGAGUUCAGUUCGGAGGAGAAGCGCGCCUUCCUCAAGUUUGUCACUAGUUGCUCCAAGCCGCCGCUCGGAGGUUUUAAGUACUUGCACCCACCAUUCUCUAUUCGACUGGUCAUGGACCCAAACACCUCGGACUCGAACCAUAACGGCGCGCCAGCAAAUGGGCCACGUCAGUUUGGGAGCGGCGCCCAUAUGCCUUCCCGCAACGGCACUACUGGCGGUGGUGGUGGAGGACUAGGAUCCAGAUUACGAUCUGCGUUCAAUGUGAACAACAGCAAUAACGGUAACAAUGACAGCUCAAACGGAUUUUCCGUCAACGCGUCAUCUAUCUCUUCGUCGUCCUCUUCUUCAUCAUCCUUGGUAUCACGAUCGAACCAAUCCUCAUCGACUUCGGGAUUAUCACCGUUUGCGUUAACAACGGACGAACAUGGAACGCCUGCGGCUCUGGGAGUCGUGAAAUCCUUCUUUGGGGGCGUUCUUGGGAAUGCGGGAUCAUCCAGCGAGAGCACAGGAAAGAAGGCGCGUUUGCCCACAAGUUCUACUUGUUUCAAUUUGCUCAAGCUACCGCCGUUUAGCUCGAAAUCUGUUCUCAAGGAGAAGUUGCGCUAUGCAAUCACAUCCAAUACGGGCUUUGAGCUAUCUUAGUGUCUUCUCUCUUGAUUUUGGUGAUUGCUCAAGAGCAU
Gamsiella multidivaricata is the source of this 4290-nucleotide messenger RNA. RefSeq lists its product as uncharacterized. Gene Ontology annotation, molecular function: protein binding; ubiquitin protein ligase activity. The record is from RefSeq and is a predicted model, not a curated record. Gene Ontology annotation, biological process: ubiquitin-dependent protein catabolic process; protein polyubiquitination. The transcript has 6 exons. Lineage: Eukaryota; Fungi; Mortierellomycota; Mortierellomycetes; Mortierellales; Mortierellaceae. Bases 143 to 4252 code for a protein of 1369 amino acids.